GCAGAACUGAAGUUCUGAUGACUUGCGCUCUCGAGAUCUGUUCUAGAAUCGACUGGAACAUUUAAUCUCGACGUGAAUUCCGGAAGCGUUCGCUUUACCGGCUCGAUGAUACUUUGGAGCAAAAACUCAAUGUCCAGCAUUUAUGGGACCGAAUGGCACCUCAGUUGAUACGAGGUGUGUGGAUGCUCUGGGCUUCCAUCCGGAGGAAGAGUUGAGAGUGAUUUGCUCUGUGCAUUGAGUUGAGUGAUGUCCUCUGCCUGGAUUUUGAGAGAGGCGUAGUGUCCAGGGAGAUGGGAAGGGAUUUUGGUGCGCGAGGAAAGAGGUUUUGGUCGCUCAAGAUCGAAUUGCUUUCGUCGACGAGGACCUCGCGGUUUCUGACAAGGUGGGAAUCUGAAGGCUAUGAAACCUGUUUGUGAUUGAUGUUGAUCGGAGGUUGGAAGCAGAAAUUGAGGCCUCCUGCUUUUCCGCCGAUAGUGUAACACACGAGCAAAUCGGGAGUCUGCUUAAGAGCGGAGUGCUGAAUCAAAAUAUCUGGCGAUCAAAUCAAACCAGAAUAGGGCGUUCUCCUCACUGCAGGAGACGCAGAGUACUCAGAAAGUUGGAAGUUUGAGGGUUUUACGAAAGCACGGAGCUGAAGCUGAAGCUGAAUUCGGCCGGGAAAGUCGGUGCUGAGCUUCAAGGGAUUGAUUAAGAUCAGUGCAGUGCAAUUGGCGAAAUGUUUUUUUUCUUCGGAGGGGUGCAGCCGGAGGUGACGAAGAUAUUAGAGUAUAACGCGGCAGUGUGUCCACGAUGCGGACAGGAUGCCAACCUUGUAGAUUACGACCAUGUGUUCAGAGCCUUCUUCAUCCCCGUUUGGCGCUGGGGCGGGAGCAACCCGGCCGUGUCUUGUGGAUCGUGCUCGUUCCUUCUGCCUUUGGAACAAUUCCAGAAGCUCCAUCACCGAGGCUCUAGGGAAACAAGAAGCAAGAUAGCUCAAGAUUUCGGCCCCACGGCUCCACUCCCUCCACUCCCUCGUUGCUGGUCGUGCAGUCGGAUCCUAGAGCCGGAGUUUCGUUUCUGUCCCCAAUGCGGAGCUGGUCAAUGAGCCAGCCCCAUGAAGUCCAACCUGUUCAUAACAGCUUGCGCCAUCUGGAACCACCGAUGCAUGAGCAAUUACCGAAUCGGAUUUCUGGAGAUCAGACGCAUGUAAGAAGAGUUCCUACUGAUUGGCAGUCAGAAGGCCCAUCAGUGGGCCUAUAAAUGCGCAGUCAGUAGCACAGCAAAUCUCUGCACAAUGUGCAGUCGACAGGACCAGACUCAUGUAGUCAAUCUCUAGUCGGGUCUGUUCCGAUCAAUUGAUGGUAGCUCAGCUCAAUACGCUGUUGCAUGGAUAAUCUGCAGCCUAGAAUCGACAUGUCAUGCGUGCAAUCCAUGGGUCUGGAGGGAAUAUAACCAGUUGUCGCCACUAUCGUUUCUCAGAUCCUGGAAGUCCUCGACGGCGUGGUAAUUAUGGGACAUGCCGUACGUCCUUCUCCUGCUAUCAUUGUCAGCUCUUGCGUACAGUCUGCUGCGGAUCUGAACGGCCCCAUUGUAUGAUUCCACUCCGUAAUCGAUUAUUAUUGCCGGUCGACUUCGCCAGCAGUGAAAGCAUUCAAUCAUUCCAUCUCACAUUGUUUUAUGGAGACGUGUUUCUUUCGAGGUGCAGAUAACCUGUUUCUAUGGGCAGCAGUUGUCAAUAAAACAAGUCUCCUGCACCCCUUCUGCAUCGGUCUGAUCAUUACAUACUACUUCAUUACUGUCACAGUC
Molecule: messenger RNA, 1785 nt
Organism: Marchantia polymorpha subsp. ruderalis
Lineage: Eukaryota; Viridiplantae; Streptophyta; Marchantiopsida; Marchantiales; Marchantiaceae
Source: the annotation of a GenBank genome assembly